Messenger RNA from Lycium ferocissimum, 856 nucleotides. RefSeq lists its product as uncharacterized. The record is from RefSeq and is a predicted model, not a curated record. The transcript has a single exon. Bases 208 to 696 code for a protein of 162 amino acids. Lineage: Eukaryota; Viridiplantae; Streptophyta; Magnoliopsida; Solanales; Solanaceae.
CAUAAGUUGGGUCACCCUCCGCAAGAAAAGAUAAAACCACAUCUCCUCUACGUUUUUAGGAGAGCCCUCACAGUUUUUCGAAUUUAACCAACGUGUUUCACAAUUCACACCAUUAGCUAGUCAUUAGUACAAGUUUCAAAUCCAAGCCACCCAAAACUAAGACUAACAUCUCAAUUUCAAAUUAGUUUGGUUCACUAACAAAUCAACAUGCCUUCUAUAGCUCUUCCCUUCUGCAUCUUCCUCAUCUAUGCAGCUACUCCGUUGGUCGCUGGUAACUCCUCUCAAUCCCCAACAGCAUACGAAAUUCUACAGGAAUACGAUUUUCCUGUAGGACUACUUCCCAAAGGCGUAACAAGGUACGAAUUUAACAAAACUACAGGCAAUUUCGCUGUUUACUUUAAUAAAUCGUGCACUUUUAGUAUAAGUGGUUACAGUUUAAAGUAUAUGAGUAAAAUUACUGGUAAAAUUUCCAAAGAUAAGCUUGCGAACUUGAAAGGUGUACAGGUGAAAGUGCUUUUCUUUUGGAUUAAUAUUAUUGAAGUUACACGUGAUGGAGAUCAGCUUGAUUUUUCUGUUGGAAUUGCUUCUGCUGAUUUUCGUGUUGAUAAUUUUUAUGAGUCUCCACAGUGUGGAUGUGGAUUUGAUUGUGUCAAUUCUGGUGAGUUCAAUUUGAAGCAGCUUAUCUCUUCAAAUUGAGUGUUAAGUUUGGGGUCACUGUAAUAACAGCUUGUUUGGAUGGUUGUUACCUGUCGUAUCGUGCUUUUAGUUUAAAAAUAAUGUUUGUACUUAUUCUUUAUUUAAAUUUUAUUGUAUCGUAUCAUUAAAUUCUAUAGUUUUGUAUCAUUUUUUAUAACAA